CAUGUCUUACGUUCCACCACACAAGAGGCACACAAAGGGUUCGCCGUCGCGGGAACCAACUCCCGCACCGGAAUCCCUCAUACCUGCCUUCAGAAAAAACCUGAAUUUCAAGAGAAAGGAAAAGUUUCUGUUUGAGAUCCGUUAUGCUCAUGGUGCAGUUAGGAAAUGGUUCCCUGUUGGUUUGACUGAUGAUUCUCACUUUUCAUCUCUUGUGAAGCUCCAACGUCUUUCUAUCGACCGAAAAUCUGACGAAAAUCCUCUUCGUUUGGUCCUAAUGCAAGGUUGCAGUGGAGGAACAAAUGAGCUUAUGGAUGAGCCAUGGCGUUUGGUGGCUAAUAGUGUGAUGGAGGACUUACUUUUGUCAUUUCAACAUGUGAAAUGUGAAAUGGAGGAAUCUAAUACGGAAGAAUUGAAGCUGAGUCUAGUUGCUCGUUUUGGAAGAAUUCUGUUUCAUGGGAUUUCUGCAAAAAGUCAAGAAUCCCUGAAAAGUAACCUAUUAAGUGAAACUACGUUGAGGCAAAUGAAAAAAUCUUUCUAUACCAAUGUUCCUCUUUCAUCUAUGGAAUAUAUACGAAACCUUGCAGUUCAAAAACUUGACUUAGAAUGUGUGGAGGAGAAGGAAUUAUACUACGUCAAGCUUUCAGACAACAUGCGCGCUGAUUCAACUGUCACCUGCAAAUGUACGGUGGUCAAGGAUCAGGAGAAAAUUCAGCUCCAUAAGAUUGAGCUGAACCAAGUACGCAACAUGGUUGCAGACAUGAGCUGUCUUGGCAAAGGCUUAGACCUGAGGUUGAUGUUACAUACCAAGAAAAUCAUGAUGGGUUUAUCUGAUGAUGAGAUCAAUGAAAUAAAAAAUCUUAUUGGUUCUGCCGUUUUGGACUCAGAAGUUAAGGGUGGGUUGAGAUGGCCCUUUGGCGAGGAUUCUUCAGGGAGUCAAUAUGCUGUUACCGGUGCCUGGCACACAACUGCAAAAUCAUAUGGAAAUUCGUCAAUUAGGCUUAAGCUUAGACAUGCAGAUCGAUUUGAUUUCAGAUCUUCAACUGGUGAGGUUGCACAUGAAGCUAACCUGAAAAUGCCUGGGAUUUUAUCCCAAUUGCAGGAGCAAACGAUUGAUGAAAAGCUGGUGCUUAAAAUGCUUGAAGACAACUUGAAGUUAAUAUGGGAUCACUGUUUGUCUGAUGGUUCUUCAAGCUGUUCAUGAUUCAUGGCCCUUCACAUUUGUUUUGCAGAAACUGCUCGAUUCACAAGCUAUGUUCGGUUAGUGAAGAAAGUUUACCUUUUGUUUUUUGUGGCAGCGGGGUGGAAUGUAUUGAUGUAGAUUCGGUUGGUGAAGAAAGUUUUGUUAUUUUGUGCCUGGUGGAAUGUAUAGAUGUAGAUAACUGAAUUUUUAAACCCAAAACGCUGAAGUGUAUUUUGCACAAUGUAGAUUGUGUAUGGAAUGAAAUGAAUCAAGGCCUCUGAUGUUAGUGGCAUCAGUAAGGAACACUGGAUUGUAAAUAGUUGUGUUGUGUUAACAAUGUAAUGGAUCGAACUUGUUAUUAACGUUCUGUUGAGUUAACAUAUUUGAUUUUGCAUUCUGGAAAUACACUAGGUAUUC
Molecule: messenger RNA, 1597 nt
Organism: Solanum verrucosum
Lineage: Eukaryota; Viridiplantae; Streptophyta; Magnoliopsida; Solanales; Solanaceae
Exons: 7
Coding region: 2-1201 (399 amino acids)
Source: RefSeq, a predicted model, not a curated record